Molecule: messenger RNA, 2532 nt
Organism: Anneissia japonica
Lineage: Eukaryota; Metazoa; Echinodermata; Crinoidea; Comatulida; Comatulidae
Product: large neutral amino acids transporter small subunit 4-like
Exons: 11
Coding region: 320-1945 (541 amino acids)
Biological process (GO): transmembrane transport
Molecular function (GO): transmembrane transporter activity
Source: RefSeq, a predicted model, not a curated record
AGCAAUAUGUGACGUCACAUGAUAAUACAGUAACGUCAUAUUGGCAUCUACCACUAAGCAUUAAUUGUAGACAUAGGAUGGUAGUGCAACAAGCAAAAUAGGGUUUUUGUUAAGGUUGUCAAUUCCCUGUGUUUGACAAAGGCCUCACAUGAUGUUGUUUGAAAGGUCGUGUGCCUAAAUUAACUGAAAAGGUGCAGUAUACUGAAGUAUAGACGUGCUAAACCUACCAGACGAUGCUUCCUGUUUACACACUGCUUGCUCAAUGAUCGAAAAGAUUUUGUCUCUAUCCUUUUAUAUAUAAAACUGGUGCUUUAAAACAAUGUCGGACGGAGGAUUGGUGCGAUCAAAGUCUGACAUGGAGACUCGAAAAGUAGAGAAACGCAACCCGAUAAUCAUUAUACCAGCGAUUCUGGAAGGAUUUUUUACGACGCUUGUGUAUGGUUGGCCGUGGUUGGUAACGGUUUUAAAACAAGAAGGUUACUACAGUCAAUUGUGCGACUCGCAUCCAACAUCAAAUACAACAGCAACUAUCAGUGACUCUUUACAUCUUGCCAGAAGUAGUGGUAUUAGUGGCGCUAGAAGUAAUUUGUACACGUCUUGCUCUGCACAAGAUCAGAAACUCAAUCUGGUCUUCACUUUGGCCUCUUCUGUGACACUUGUAGGAUGUUUACCAACUGGAGCCAUGUAUGAUCUUCUUGGACCUAGGAAGAUUCGACUGAUUGCAUGCGUUAUGUUCGCUACAACGUUUUUAAUGUACGGCUUUUCAAGUCAAGAGACACCCUUCUGGAUAUUUCCUGCCACCGCUAUACAAGGUUUCAUUGGCGCACCUGUCCUUGUCAGCCUAUUUGAGGUUGCUAAUCUGUUUCCCAAUCUUCGACAUACUAUUAUAUCUUUAUUAAAUGGUGCAUGUAUGAUGUCCACUGUAGUCUACCUUAUCGUUCAGAAACUCUCAGAAGCUGGCAUUGCCUUUCAGCACCAGAUGUUUGUAAUACUCGGUGUGUAUACUAUUCUUUCGCUGGGAAAUACGUUUUUUAUAGUCCCAGCUGAAAAGGUGGAAAUGAUGAUGGAGGAGGAUGAUUCGAAAACUACAAAGCAGAGUGUCCUGUACCCCAUUGCAGCCGUUAGUCCUCGAAUUGGUUAUCGGUUACAUGAGCAUUAUCUUAGUAGUGAAUCUGUUAUCGGUGGCCUGGAUGACUAUAAGAAACUGUCACGUUCGGACUAUAAUCAAAAUGCAGAGAGCUUUUGGAAGUAUUUGAAAACGCCGAUGUGUCUGUUGACAGUCCUCUGGUCAACUGUGCUGGUGUUUCGUGAAUACUAUUUUCUGGGGACGUUGAACCCUUUUCUGGGUUACCUGGCUAAUAGAAAUGAAGCGACAGUGAAUCACUAUACGACAUUGUUUGGGUAUAUAUCGUUUGGGAUUGUGUUGGUGUCACCGCUUGUUGGAGUUGUUUUGGAUGGUGGAAAAGAAACGCCACUCCAGCGAUCAAUUCUGGCCCUCAUGAUCACAACAGUAUCGUCAGUACUCUAUUCAAUUACGGUGCUUAUUCCGAAUCUUAAUGUUCAGUUAAUCACCUUUGUACUCGUCACAAUUAAUAGAGGAUUUGUACAUGCUGUUAUAUCGUCGUUCAUUGCAAUUGUCUUUCCCAAACAACACUUUGGCAAGUUUUACGGACUUGUGUAUCUAAGUUCGGGUAUUUCAACAUUUCUUCAAACGCCAUUACUUCGUCUAUCUCAGAGUUCACCAGAUGGAAACCCCCAACUGGUUCAUAUAAUCCUUCUCGUGGUGACCUUACUUGGGCAUUUUCUACCACUUUACGUCUGGAUUUACUGUAAGCGCGAACUGGAAAAGAAACGUAAAGAAAAAUCAAACACCACCACAAACAUGAUGUACAUUAAACUACAGCCAGAUUCGAAUUACUCCAUUGUCAAACAAACUGAUAUCUAAUUUAAAAGAAUGUGCAAUUAUGUAAUAAUAUAUUUAUAAAAGGAAUACAUUACAGUAUUAUAUUCUAUAUGUUAUGUGCAUAGAAAUGUUGCCGAUUAUGGAUUGAUAUUUUUUUUUUACUGUCAGUGGAGUUCAAUCAUGUUUGUAUGUGAAGUAUUUAAAUACUGAAUACUACAAAGUAUGAAAACUUUGUAUGGAGAUGAUUAAAAAGCAGAUAUCUUCAGACAAAGUUUCACAAGCUUCUUAACUGAUUUUCACUUGUCAUAUCCUUCAAUGUGCCAUUAAUGAAAAUUAUUAUUCUACUUUCUCCAAAAAAAAAUGCUACACUGUAUACGUUCAAUGAACAUUAUCAGAAUUAAAAAAUUACAUCUUUAUAUAUUGUUUUAAAGUAAAGUAACAUUUAUUCAUUUCUCAUUCAAACAUAAUAAUUCAAAUAUACAGAGACUUUUGAAAAACUUUUAAACUAUAUAUAAUAACAGUAUAAGUGAACAAAAGUCAUCAAGGUUCAAAUGAAAGUUUUCCACAGAAACUAUAUAGCUUGUAUAAAGUGGAACCGAAAUUCAAAUAUAUAACAUUCAGUUUAAUUU